Molecule: messenger RNA, 3528 nt
Organism: Aspergillus brunneoviolaceus CBS 621.78
Lineage: Eukaryota; Fungi; Ascomycota; Eurotiomycetes; Eurotiales; Aspergillaceae
Exons: 1
Coding region: 1-3528 (1175 amino acids)
Biological process (GO): regulation of DNA-templated transcription
Cellular component (GO): chromatin; nucleus
Molecular function (GO): DNA binding
Source: RefSeq, a predicted model, not a curated record
AUGAUGGGCUACAAUGGUCUUCCGUUCCAUCAGCAACGGGCGCCCCAGCAGAAUGCGCAUCCCCAGCAUCAUCAUCCUCAACAUCAACAACAGCAGCAGCAACAACAACAUCAACAACAUCAACAUCCUCAUCACCACCAGCUGCAGUCCCCGUCCAUGAAUGCGGCCACCGCAACCCAUCCUCAUCAUGGCGCCGGAUUAACCAGCAAUAGCUCUCUGCUUCGCGCCCAUACGCAGACCGAAUUGGCCGCUCAUUCCCCGGAUCCCCGCAAAAUGACCCCGGCCUCAUCCAGUCCGCUUGUCGGCCUCAAUACGGCGGGACAUUUCAACUCCUUCCCGGGGCAUUUCACCCCGCAGGGCUCGUCCGAUCUGCUGUCCCGGAAUGCCGACUCGAUCGGCCAAUUGAAGGAUCCCUACCUGUCCUUGCAGAGUCUUCAGCGGAACAUGAACCCCAUGGCCAAUUAUCGCUCCCAUGCCAUGAAUGCGCAGGCGGCCAUAUCGCCCCAUGCGCACACCAUGGGUAUCGCGUCUCCUCAGCAGUCGCUCGAGCGGCUCCAGCAGCAACAUCUGCAGCAGCAGCGCCAGAGCGCCCAUUCGCUUCCCAAUGCGCAAACGCCCACUCCCGCGGCCGCGUCGCCAAUGCUCGGGGCCGGCCAAGCCACGCAUCAAUUCCACCAAUCGCCUUUUCAACAGACUCAGCAGGCAUCUCCGUACCAGUCGCAGGCUCAGCAGCUGCCUCAGUUCCAUGCGCAAUAUCAGCAAUCUCCGCACCAGGCCCCUCCUUAUCAGACCCAGGUCCAGCAGUCGCCGUAUCAGCAGCAUGCGCAGCAGACAUUUCAGCAGCAACAGCAGGCUCAGCAGGAAGCUCAUCUGAAAGCGCAGCAGGAGGCGCAGCGACAGGCCCAGGCCGAAGCUCAGCGACAGGCCCAGGCCGAAGCUCAGCGACAGGCUCAAUUGGAGGCUCAACGCAAGGCACAGGAAGAAGCUCAACAGAAAUUGCAAGAGCAGCGGAGGCAGGAGGCUUUGAAAGCGCAGCAGGAAGCCCAGCGUAAGGCUCAGGAAGAAGCGCAGUUGAAAGCACAGCAAGAAGCCGCGCUCAAGGCCCAGCAAGAAGCCCAGCAGCGAAAAGAAGCUCAGCUCAGGGCCCAGCAAGAAGCCCAGCGCAAGGCGCAGCAGGAACAACUCAAGGCACAAGAGGCGCAAUUGAAGGCCCAGCAAGAAGCCCAGCAGCGGAAAGCUCAGCAGGAAGCUCAACUCAAGGCCCAACAAGAAGCCGCCCAACGGCAGCAGCAGGCUCAGCAACAGCAACAAACGCAAGAGACUUAUCAGCAACAGCAGCAGGCCCGUUUCCAGCAGCAGCAUGCUCAGCGAUCACCUUUCCAAUCCCAACCGCAACAGCUCCAGUUCCAUCAUUAUCAACAUCAUUAUCAACAGCCGCAGCAGUCGCAGCAACCGCAGCAGCCACAACAUCAGCAACAGCACAAUAUCAUGCAUCAGCAACCGCAGCAGCAACAUCAGUUCAUUCAGCACCACCAAAUACAACCCCCGGCUCGUCAACAGCAGGCUCAAACUCCGACCCAGCCGCAGAAUCCACCCCAGGCCCAGCCUCAGGCCCAUCCGCAGACCAAGCCUCAGACUCAAGCUCAGACUCAAUCCCAGCAGCAGCGUCCGCCACAGUCAUCCACCUCCACUGCGGAGAAAAAGACAGCACCUAGUAAGCCACGGAAGAAACAGGCCAAGCCCGCUGCAUCGCCAGUCCCCGCUGGGGUGCACAUUAACGGGCAGUUUCAUCCCGUUUUCCAAGCUCAACUAGGGCCUUCGAGCCAACAACAGCCUGGUGCUAGCAGCCCUGCCAACCCCCCUGCCACGGCCCCCGUUAACGUGGCACCCGCUUCGGCUGCUGCCACUGCUACCGGCUCCGCUCAAGGUGCCGCUGCCCAUAGCGCUGCCCCUGGGACUAAUUCGGGGUCUCUUCCUGGUGCUGUCCAUAAUGCCAUUCCCGGGUCUGUCGCGGGAGCUCCUUCGGGUUCCCAAGUUGAUGGUCAGACUCCUAAAAAGAGGGGUCGUCCUCGCAAGCCGCUCGCUCCUGGGGAGGUGCCAAAACCUCGCAAGCCCAAGAAGCCCAAGAAGCCGCAGGAGACCACCACGAUCAUUGGCCCUGAUGGUACACCCAUCACGGUUCCCCUCCCUCCCCCACCACCAGCCCUUGGUCCCGAUGGAAAUCCCCUGCCACCACCCCCUCCCAAGAAGAAGCGACCAAAGCUCCCUCCUCUGCCUCCGAUUGUCUUGCCUGAUGGAACCAUCAUUCCACAAAAGCGCGGUCGUGGACGGCCACGCAAGACGGAGGUGAGCGGCGAUCAGCCCCCGAAGCCUCGGCCACCUAAGAAGCCCUCGUCUAAACCGGGUACGGGGCGCCCUCGCGGGCGGCCCCGAAAGGCGGAUGUGUUGGCACGAAAGGCAGCAGAGGAGGCGGAAGCGCAAGCCAAAGCCCUAGCUGAGGGGGUCAAACCUGAUCAGACUGCAGGGGAAUCGGCGCAGAUCAAGCAGGAACAGUCACAUCAGCAACCGCAGCGGCCGCAACAGCAAACACCGUUGAUGCAAGUCCAGCCUCAACAGCCUCAGCAACAACAGCAACAGGUGCAGGCGCAGCAGCAGCAACAUCAACAACCGCAACAGACUCGGCCUCAAUCUCACCAGGCACUGCAACAGCAGGCUCAACAGCAUCCUCACCUUCACCAGCAACAGAUUCAGCAGCAAGCUCAUCUCCACCAGCAGCAGCAGCAAGCUCAGCAAGCUCAGCAUGUCCAACACCAGGCUCAACAUCCUCAUCAAAAACAGCAUGCUCAACAGCAGGCUCAGGCACAAGUACAGCAACAAGCUCGCCAGCAGCCACAAGCUCAGCCACAGGGUCAAACCAAGCCGCAAGCUCAGGCCCAUGCAAAGCCCCAGCCUCAGCAUCAGCACUUGCAUCAGUUCCAGCUUCAACAACCUCCUGCACAUCAUCAACAGGCUCAAACUGCGGUGCAGCCUCAAUUCCAAAUACACCAGAUGCAGGUCAAGCCCCAACCUCAUCUCCAGGCCCAUCAGAUUCAGUCCCCGCAUAUCCAGGCCCAUCAGUUGCAGUCUCCGCAUAUGCAAAGCCACCAGAUGCAAGCUCAACACCAGCCUCAUGCUCCUGCUCAUACGCAAGCCCACGCCCAACAGCUGCAACCGCAGCAGCAACAGGUGCAUCAAGUGCAUCAACAAGCCUCUCGUCCAAUGCAGUUGCAACCACAAGCACAUCUGCAACCCCAUCUUCCCCAGGCGCAUCAGUUGCAAGCCCAUCAGAUGCAAGCCCAGGCACAAACACAUCCCCAUGCACAUGCCCAUGCUCACCAGCACCCGCACUUCAACCUUCACCCUCAGCUUCACCCUCAUGUCCAGCCUCAAACCACCGAUUCAAUGACCCUCAAUCCAUCUCAGAAGCGUAGCGCGCCUGUGGACGACGAUCCCCGAAAACGUGCUUUUAUCAUGCCUCAGCAAAUGUAA